Etheostoma cragini (Arkansas darter) is the source of this 6146-nucleotide messenger RNA. It is a transcript of the gene nectin1b, whose product is annotated as nectin cell adhesion molecule 1b. NCBI's taxonomy places the organism in Eukaryota, Metazoa, Chordata, Actinopteri, Perciformes, Percidae. Gene Ontology annotation, cellular component: adherens junction. The record is from RefSeq and is a predicted model, not a curated record. The coding region runs from base 899 to 2398 and encodes 499 amino acids. The transcript has 6 exons. Gene Ontology annotation, biological process: homophilic cell-cell adhesion; heterophilic cell-cell adhesion; protein localization to cell junction.
ACAACGUCACCCGAUCCCGAUCUCUCCCAAAGCCUCAGCGAUAGUCGGCAACACAACACACUGUAUGUGGAGGCACUGGCAGAUCAGCGGGGCUGUGCGCAUAGCGGGAUAAAGCUACACUGUAUUUCAUAAACAAUACAAAAUCGAGGGGGGGGGGGCGCAUCCAUCCCACCAUUCCCAGAGAGUUUUCAACAACUUCACCGGCCUGGUAGUGUGCUGAUCUCUACCGCUGCACACAGGGAGCACCGGGAACUUACGGAACUCAAAACAGGGAAGGUGCCAGCAGAUCAGCUGUUACGUUCCUUGUGUAUUUUUAAAAAAAAGGCGACAUUUCCCUGAAGGAAGUCUCCAAGUGUUGGUAACUUCCCAGUUUCGCAGGAUCGAUCGAGGACCUCCCGCCCACUUUACCACUGAUCCCUGAGCCUGUGCGGAGGGAGAGAGUCGUGCAGCCGCAGCGGACGCUGGAUGCAUGGAGCAACAAAGGCUACAUGCCUAAACUCCAAUACCUGCUUUGAUAAGAACCCAACUGUCAUUCUAUCCUCGCCUGCUUUUACUCAAAAGACUCCCAUCACCUAAACCGGUCCAAUCUGCAACCGCUUGGAUCUCAUUUUUCAUUUCACCGGACCCGGGGCUAGGUUUCUAGUUAGAGCAAAACUCUGCCAGCCAGCCAAGAAAUCGUCGCAGACGUGAAAUUGGAUGCUUUGGCACGGAGAAGCGCAACGCCGAUCCUCUAGUUUUGCGAAAGUCUCCUACAGCUCAGUGAGGGACUACGACUAGUUUGGAACCAAAGUGGGAUUUGCACAAGUUGCAUGCUUGCUCUUUGUCGUCUCGAGUGAGCCCCCCCUGUUCAUCCACCCCUCAGGUUAUCAAACGAGAUCCGACGGAUAGUUGAGGUGCCAUGGCGAUGUGUGUGGGGAUUUGGAUACUCCUGCUAGCGCUGCACAUCCAAGCUGGCAGCGGGCAGAUGGUACAGAUGGACUCCGCUAAGUCCGGCUUUGUGGGCUCACAAGUGGAACUGCGCUGCAUUUUCGUCAACAGCAACCCGCCGGUCAAGAUCUCUCAAGUCACCUGGCAGAAGGUCCUUAACGGUAGCAAACAGAACGUGGCCAUAGCCAACCCGGCCUUGGGCGUGUCCGUCCUGCCGCCCUUUAAGGAGCGAGUUACCUUCAAGCAGGCCGCGGUCCGCCAUCGCACGCCCUCGCUGGAGGACACCACCAUCAUGUUCUCCGAGCUGCAGCUGUCUGACGAAGCGGCCUACAUCUGCGAGUAUACCACAUUUCCUGCGGGAAACCGUGAAAACAUGGUCAACCUCACUGUAUUUGCUCGGCCUAUGACACGCAUGACUCUGACAACGCCCACUAUCGUGGCCAGGGCCAGCAAACGCAAGAUGACUGUCGCCACGUGUGUGUCAGCCAACGGGAAGCCGCCGAGCGUGAUCAAAUGGGACACCAGGUUGAAGGGCGAAGCCACGUUCCAGGAGACUCAGAACCAAAACGGGACGGUGACGGUACGUAGCAACUACGUGGUGGUGCCGAGCCGCGAGACCCACAAACAGAAGCUGACCUGCAUCGUGACGUACCGGAACGAGAGGAUCACAGACAGCGUGGUGCUCAACGUGCAGUACGAACCCGAGGUGAAGAUCGAGGACUUUGAUGGAAACUGGUUCCUGAACCGUCAGAAUGUUCAGCUGACCUGCAGGGCUGACGCUAACCCCCCUGUCACCAUCUACCAGUGGAAACUCUUGAACGGCUCCCUGCCCAGUAAUGUGGAGAUCAAGAACAACACCCUGUUCUUCAAAGGACCGGUGACCUACGACCUGGCCGGCACGUACGUCUGCGACGCCACCAACAGCAUCGGGACUCGCACCGGCAUUGUGGACGUCAACAUCACAGAAUUCCCUAACAACAACAUGCCACCAGGGGGCGAGAUCAGGCAGGAGGCACACAAUGCAGGCGCCGCCAUCGGGGGCGCCGUGGGGGGAGUGGCCCUGUUGGCCGUGGCGGCCAUACUGCUCUUCGUAUUCCUGCGCCGCCGCCAGCGCACCUUCAAAGGAGACUACAGCACCAAGAAACACGUGUUCGGUAACGGGUACAGCAAGGCCGGCGGCCUGCCCGCCCACCCCCCCAUCCCCAAGAACCUCCAGUACCCGGACGACUCGGACGACGAGAAGAAACCCGCCCAGAUCGGCGGGCCCGGGGGGUUUGAGGCGAGCGAGCGUGAUUUUGAAGGCGAGCAGGAGGACCUGAAGAGGCCCUAUUUCACCGUGGAUGAAGGGGAGAGCCGAGAUUAUGACGAGCGGACUCUGGCCUUCCAGUAUGACCCAGAACCUGAGAUAGCCGACGACAUGAUCUCUCAAACCGAUGGCUCUGUCAUUUCUAAGAAAGAGUGGUAUGUGUAGUGGCAUGCAACCGCCAAGCCAAACCCUUUGUCCCCACCAACCUGCAUUCCACUGCACCCUUCACCUCCAUCACGACCCCAACCUCCCAUUCGUCACACUGCAACCCUUUCACAAUCCAACUCUCCCCCCUUCCCCAUCAAACCCCAUCCAACUAAUCUCAAUUAGAAGAGCAAGCGUCUAUUUAACGUGCUAGCAACAUCAACUUCUCAGCAUUGCUAUCAGUUCCAUCAGGUGAAUGGGCUAAGAAUACAAACUAAGGUAUGUAAAUGGACUCGUUGUCCAGGGAGGUGAUUGGUUACUUCAUAAAGGUGUAAUUUUGUGUAUUUUUCUUUCUUUUUCCAUGUUCUAAAUGUAUUAAAUGUAUAAAAAGAGACUGCUGGUUGAGGUUUUUUUUUUUUUUUUUUAUGCUGAGCACAUUUGUGAAAGUCUUACACUGGAUGUGCGAUUGUUUUUGUUUUAUAACCAUUGCCUUUUUUAUUGUUAUUUUUUUUUUUAUAAUGUCUUUUUGUAUGAUUUUUAAAGUGACCAGAGAGUUAACUGUUUGACAUAAUUACAGGUGGAGUCCUACGUGUUUGUAAUGUUGUGGUCAAAUGUUUCGGAGAAAAAAAAAGAAAGAAAAAAAAAGCCGUUGCCACUAAACAGUACCUGUAUGAUUUCUCCUGUUUCUCACUGGGGCUAGCGUCCAUGAAAUGACUCAUUUUUGUAUAUCUGCAGCAUUAAAAGCAGAUGGGUUAUUGCUGUGUUCCAAAGACAUGCUAAGAAUUAAUUGACCCCCCCCCCCCCCCCCCCCCCCCCCCCCCAUGUUAGUCGGCCUGGGUGGUUUCUUCACUGAGAGGGAGUCAGUCUAUUGAACCUACAUGGCGGAUGAAUAUUGAGUGUUUUUUUUUUCCAAUUGUUUCCUGAAAUUUCAAUCACGUUAAAUUGAUUUUCCACAUCAGUGAGUUGGAAUAACAGGGGAAGAGAAGGGCUGCAACAAUUUCUGCUUUUUCAGCGGUGCAUCCCAAUCACGUCCACAAGAGGUUGGAUGUGUCUCGGCCUCCACAGAAACCAUCAACAAUGCUCUGAAAUGUCACGAUUGUCACUCAACUUAAACAAGUUUGACCUGUGUACUCAAGCUCUUGAUCCUACCACUAUAAUGAAACGUAUGAAAUGACUUAUCAUAACUAUGAUUUGUUCUAACCCUUCUUUUUAUCCAAUGGAUGUGUGAGAAAGGUGUGCGGGAAGUUUCCCGACAAUGACUCUUCUUAUAAUUAUGUCACUGUGUGUGCUGAAGAAUUGGCUUAAGCCCCCCCUCCACCAACCCCCUGCCCGCGCUUACACCAACAGCAUUUUUUCUAUUAAGUGUCGUCGUCCAUGGACACAAAGGACACGGAUGGGAGGAAAAUGUCAACAGACGCUUUUGUUUGCGUCUGCAGAGGGAACAUUUGAACAUGUAAAGGGAAUUGAAAAUAUGAUGGUGGCCAUGCUGGAGUAUAAUAAGUCACCUGCUGCUUUCAUGAUGGGUUUUUUGUCCAUGUUUUUUUUUUCUUUCUAAAGUGAAUUUCAGUAGGUGUUUGCAGAUGAAAGGAAUGAAUGGAUGUCCUUAUCUUAAUGUUGGCAUCUGAAUUUGCCAAUAGGGCUGUCAGAAGGCACUAUAUAUAUAUAAAUAUAUAUAUAAUAUGGCUUUUAUAUCACUGUUAAUGAGUGCCAGUGGAUGCUAGCAUAGACAAAUUACUUGUUUCUCCACAUUGAAAUCCAUGAAAAAAAGUAAAAUGGGAAUUAUCAGAUACAACCGAAACAAAGGUGUAAAUCUGUGGAUACAAACGACACACCUGGCUGACUCUGAACAAUAUAAAAUACUAUAUUCAGCCUUAUUUUGUGCAUGUUUUGUGUUGGAGUGGAUGUGUGUAUUUUGCUUUUUUCUGUAUCAAUUUGCAGUGCGUUUGUCCUCAUUUGCAGCUGAAAAGGCGACAAUUUGUCAGUUUUGUCAGUAUUGACGGAGAUAAAGAGUUCAUGGGCACACAUCACCCAGGAACAAUAUUGCCGUUAACACACAAAAAAGUAUAUAAAUAUAUAUAUAUAUAAAUACAGAUUUAAAAAAAAACAUCUCUCAGAGAGCGGCCUUCUCUAACAGCUGGAGAUGUGAAUGUUUUACACCCCAUGCUUGUCUACUGUAUGUUUUUAGAUGAGCAUGUUAAUCAUGAGCCUCAAUUUAUAUAUUGUAUUUUCAACACAAUUUAAAAUUACAAAGUGCGAAAAAUCAUGUUCUGAUUAAAAGUAUGUUGAGAUUUUCUGUCCGUUUAAGUUGACUCCACUUUUAUUCUCUACGGCCUUGUUUCUGUUGUUCAGUUUAUCCACUUCAGUUCGACAACAUACGCGGGGAUUUUACAACAGAAAGUUUCAGAAUGAGAAAACCUAUAGUGCCAGUUGCUGGGUUGCUACUUUUUUAAAGUUUAAAAGCAAAAAUCCCAAUUUAGUUGCCUUUACUUUACGGUUUCGCCUGCAGGUGAGCUGCUCGGCUAUGACUUCAUAAUCCCACACAGGUUGCGUGUCACAGCACAAAAGAGACAAAUAUUGUUUUUUAGCGUUUCUUCUUGCAUUCAGUGCCUAUCAAAGUCAGGAGGCAGGAGGUAGUCGGAACAGUUGCUGCUCCGUCGUUUGAGUUAUUCAUGCCGCGGGAUAUAACCUAAUGAGUAAUAUUGAAAUAUGGCAUGGACUGCAAACCCCUUUGAGUCAGACAAGUGUUGGUUCUUCCCUUGCGGUGUAUUGUAGUUAGUGUAGUGGGUGUGUUAUUCUACAUUAUCCCAGCCCCUGCUAAAUACUAACAAUGUGUCUGUACUUGACAUUUAAAUCAAUUGGUCUUCUAAAAGCUGCAUUCAUUACCAUUUUAAAGUUUAGUGCUGACACAGCACCCCCCCCCCCCCCCCCCCCCCCCCAUCACACUUAACACUUUUGCAACUAACUAUAGUCACACAUGGCUGACUAUUCUAAGCACAACAAUUGAAACGCUAAUCUAGUGACAAGUGAUUUCAAGUUCUAUUUUAGAAAAAAUGCAACUUUGGCCCACAGCAAAGAUCAACUCUACCCCCCUUUUUAAAGCACAAGUUUAAGGUUUCCAUUUCACCUUUUGGUCCGCGUCCGUCGUGAAACCACUGCCACACGUGCUUCUCGGACGUGUUGGAGAAAGAGAGAGAAACCUUUCGGAUUGGAGUCGUCAUUCUGUAUACUGGUAGAUGUGAACAUUGUUUUCAUGUUGUCGGAUGUUAUGAGUUCCUAUUUUUGUAAUACUGAUUGUAACUUCAUUCCAUCCUAAUCUACUUUUUUGUAUUCAGUGUGUUUCAACAUUCCACUGUAAAUACUGUACAUACGGUUGAGAUUAUAGUUGGGAUUUGAUUAGGGAACUGCGUAGGGACCCUGUUCAUGUAAAAUAUACCGAUUUUGACUGCAAGCAUAGAGACUCGAUGAUGGCUAGAUAAAGUUGAUGCAUAGCUUAUUUCCAAAGUCCCACCUACAAAUGCUCCUCCAGUACGUUUUUUGAUAUGCCACUAGAGGCGUCGCUGUCAUACAAAAGGGGUGACGCGUACAGUUUGUCAAAUUUAAUGUUAUUGAAAGAAAAUCUAAAAGAGAGAAGCUGUCUGUAUGCAGCCAUGUGAAUGUAUAUUUCUGAGGGUGUUACAAAUAUGAAAAAAAAAAAAUCUCUUGUUCAAUUGUGAUGACCCAGUGAAGUAACUUGUAUUUGUUUUACGCAUUAAAUGAGUUCAAUAGUCAA